ACGAAGUGGGCGUUGUACGUGCGAGUAGAAUUAGGGGAAAGCCAUUACGUUCUAAUUAGAUAGAGAAAGACGAAGAGAGAGAAAGGGGAGUAUCGAAGCGAAGAGCGAUCGGAGAGGGAGCAAAGAAAAAAAGGGGUUCUUCAAUUUUCGGAUUCAGAAAAAAAAAAAAAAAAAAAAAAGGGUUUCUUGGAAGAAAUAAAGAGAGGGGAGUAAAACGGAUAAUGUGAAGCAGAAGAAAUUGAAGGGAUAAGGAGCAAUGGUGGGAGAAGAAAAUUGGGUUUCAAAGGAGGAAUGAAGGAGAAGGAAGAAAGGGGAAAACGAAGCUGAGAGUGGUUUAUUUAUUUAUUUUUUUCGAAUAUUGAAAAAAAAAAAACAAAAAAACAAAAACCCUCCCCUAAUCUGAAUUCGGGGAGCUUCAAUAAGGUCAGCCCAUUCAUGUUUCUGCAUCAAGUUUGAAUUCUUUUGUUUAUGUUCGUUUGAUUUGUGUUCUUCAAGAAAUUAGAGCAUAGAAAAAAAAAACCAUAACUUGAAGUUGGGAAUUCAAGCUUGAAUCUGUUAUUGAAGGGGCUGCAUUUGUGCUGUUUUGAUUUUAUUUUUUGUUGAGGUUAGUGAUGUUUACUUGGAGAUGGAGGGAGGAAUCUUAAUUUGGGGAUUGAGAUUUAGGUCAAUGGAGGGUUUGGAUUGAAUUGUGGCUCUGAAUUUUUUGUGAUAAAAUUUAAUUUCUUGGUUUAGUGUUCUUGAAAUUCUUUGUUUGAUGUUUGGAGGGAGAGUUUUGGUUUGAUGAGAUCUAAUGGUGUGAUACUCAGCCCUCCAAUUGUUGAGAGAGAUGGGUUUCAAUUAUUCGAAAUUUUUUGGUCAUUUGUUUGGAAGAAUGAAUGAUGUUUGGAGAAUGGGGUUUUGGAAAUGGAAAACAUCUCUAGUUUAGCUUAAAAGUUUCGAUCUUUUUUAGUUUAUUUGUCGGGUGUCGAGGCUAUAGAGUUGGUGUGGGGAGUAAUGCAGCCGAAUAACGAGCAUUCGCGGAUCAAUCUGGCCGAUUUGAAAAGCCAGAUUGUGAGGAAGCUCGGGAUGGAAGGUUCGAAGCAGUACUUCUAUUACUUGCAAAGAUUCUUGAGUUUAAAAGUCGAUAAAGUUGAGUUCGAUAAGCUUUGUUUGAGAAUUCUCGGGCGGGACAACAUUCCUCUUCACAAUCAGUUUAUCCGAUCGGUCCUUAGGAAUGCUUGUAUUGCUAAAUCGCCCCCUCCGGCUGGUCGCAAGGACGGCGUUUUCGAAUACUUGUCGAAUGGAGGUAAUGUGCUGCCGGUCUCGCCUCGAAAGGCGAGGACCGGUUCUCGCGAUAAAAGAAGCGGCGAUCGUCGUAGCGCUCUUGGGCCCAAUGGAAAGAUGGUUGUCGAUCGUGCGAAAAUGGCGGAAGCGGCGACAACGUUGCCGCAUGGUUCAGCGCAUGUAAAUAGCAACGACCGGAAUGAAAAAUCGUUAGUUAGAAACGGUAGGGAAGAAGCUUGUGCGAGGAGUUUGGUACGAGCUCCGCUUGGGGUUCCUUUCUGCUCGGCGAGCGCGGGAGGGGCCCGCAGAGCUCCGCCCCCCUCUGCGACUGACGGUAGAUUUUUCGGGACAUUAGUUGACGACGACGCGUUGUUGGAUAGUUUUACCCUAAGGGAACGAAUGGAUCAGAUUGCCAUGGCUCAUGGUCUCGAAGGGGUGUCGCCGGAUUCUGCGAAUUUACUGAACCAUGGUAUGGAUUCUUAUGUAAAAGGACUAAUUAGGUCGUGCAUCGAACUCGUAGGAGCAAAGUCCGGGCAAGAAUCGACGAAGAAUAACGCCCGCCACCGGAAAAAUGAUUUGCAGCUGAUUAAUGGUGUGAAACCGGGGAAUCAAUAUCCGAUGCAAAAUUCCGGCGGUCAUUUGAUUACCUUGCAAGAUUUUCGAGUCGCUAUGGAGCUGAAUCCGAGGAAACUUGGCGAGGACUGGCCGUUGCUGCUCGAUAAAAUAUGUACACAGGCUUUCGAAGAAUAACAUUUGUCGUCGAUUUAAAUUCUUUUUGUCUUCAUGGCCUUUUGAGAAGCGAUUUUCGAAGAUAAUGAGGUAUGGCGCCUAUCCGGAUUUCUUUGAAGUAGUCGUCGUUAGCAACCAAUUCGUACGUGAAGAAUCCUAAGUUAGGUUGCGCUGUUGUAUGAUUAGCUUUAUCUUCUAUCCGUAGUUAUUUUUUUUGAUCCUGUAAUUUACAGCUACCGAUAAAACUUCUAGAACAGUUUUGCAGGAAUAAUUUUCUGUAGUUAGCGAAAAAUGGUGGGAUUAUGUGAUGCAGCCGUCGUGUGUAUUUAUCUCCACCGGCAAGAUUGGUUGGGACCUUCUUAUAUUAACCACAGGAUUUUAACUUAGCGCGUUCUUGAUUCUUUUCGUGUUUGUCCUUUCUUGUUUUUCUUUCUUCCCCUAUUGAGGUUAGUCGCUUAAUUGAUGGUAGAAUGUGUAAUGCUGUUAGUAUGUUUUGAAUUUCUUGCUUAGUUAUGUGAUUGAUCUUAUACUUGUUCGGAGCUUGUUGUUUAUUGAUUUUGCAGAUAUUGAGAGGAUUAUCGAUUUGUUUGUUGGCUUGUUGUGUGCGAAGGGAAGCCUUGCCGUUAAAAAAAAAAAAGGUCUUUGUUGCGAAUUUUUUGAUCGUAUUUGUUGUUCUUGCAGCUCGUGAUUCGUGUUUAUUUAUGCAUUAAAUUUUCGUACUCCGUUUAGACAAACUUUUGGAAUUUUGGAGUUUUAAAAAAUUUUGAAAAUGGUAAAAAGUUAGUAUUUAAUGUAAUGUUUUGUGACAGAAUAGUAUUUGAUGGGAUUUUUUAAAAAUCAGUUACUAUUCAUUGUGUAAAUUUUCCGAUGUUCUGUUAGGUUGCUCAUUUCAAUC
This is a messenger RNA of Andrographis paniculata, 2887 nucleotides long. RefSeq lists its product as uncharacterized. The coding region runs from base 994 to 2013 and encodes 339 amino acids. The transcript has a single exon. The record is from RefSeq and is a predicted model, not a curated record. Gene Ontology annotation, biological process: regulation of transcription by RNA polymerase II. Lineage: Eukaryota; Viridiplantae; Streptophyta; Magnoliopsida; Lamiales; Acanthaceae. Gene Ontology annotation, molecular function: transcription coactivator activity. Gene Ontology annotation, cellular component: SAGA complex.